Molecule: messenger RNA, 3365 nt
Organism: Pogoniulus pusillus (Red-fronted tinkerbird)
Lineage: Eukaryota; Metazoa; Chordata; Aves; Piciformes; Lybiidae
Gene: KCTD21
Product: potassium channel tetramerization domain containing 21
Exons: 2
Coding region: 85-867 (260 amino acids)
Biological process (GO): ubiquitin-dependent protein catabolic process; protein homooligomerization
Molecular function (GO): cullin family protein binding; histone deacetylase binding
Source: RefSeq, a predicted model, not a curated record
GCCUCCCGCGGCACCCGGCGAACGAAGGGGCUCGGUGGCUGGAGGGGGGGCAGACUUAGUCCCAGCAUCAUUGGCUCUUUCAUCAUGUCUGAACCCAUCACGCUCAAUGUUGGAGGAAAGCUCUAUACCACCUCUCUGUCCACCCUGACUAGCUUUCCAGACUCCAUGCUGGGGGCCAUGUUUAGUGGGAAGAUCCCAACCAAGAAGGACAGCCAAGGCAACUGCUUUAUUGACAGGGAUGGUAAAAUCUUCCGCUACAUCCUGAACUUCUUACGGACUUCUCACUUGGACCUCCCUGAAGACUUCCAGGAAAUGGGCUUGCUCCGACGGGAGGUGGAUUUCUAUCAGAUCCAGCCACUGAUUGAGGCCUUGCAGGAGAAAGAGGUGGAGCUUUCUAAGGCAGAGAAGAACGCCAUGCUCAACAUCACCCUCGAUCAAAAGACCCAAACUGUUCACUUCACUGUCCGAGAAGCACCCCAGAUCUACAGCCUGUCUUCCUCCAACAUGGAAGUGUUCAGUGCUCACAUCUUCUCCACGUCCUGUCUCUUCCUGAAGCUUCUGGGGUCCAAACUCUAUUAUUGCUUCAAUGGAAACCUCUCUUCAAUAUCCAGCUACUUGAAAGACCCCAACCAUUUGACCUUGGAUUGGGUUGCGAGUGUGGAAGGUCUUCCUGAAGAGGAGUACACCAGGCAGAACUUGAAGAGACUCUGGGUGGUGCCAGACAAUAAGCAAAUCAAUAGUUUCCAGGUGUUUGUGGAAGAAGUGCUAAAAAUAGCCAUGAGUGAUGGCUUCUGCAUAGAUUCCUCUCAUCCACAUACUUCAGAUUUCAUGAAUAAUAAGAUAAUUCGCCUAAUUCGGUACAAGUAGGAAUCAUUAUGGAGGUAACACACAGGUUAAGGGUUUACACUUACAGCCUGAUUCAGAAUCAUGCUAAUCUGGAUGAAGAGUCACUAACAAGGAGAUGAUUUUCCUUUAAUGUAUUUACCUGCCUGACCUUUCAGAAGAUUCUAGACAGAAGGAAUUGUCUAGCGCCUGAAUUAAAGACUGGUUCUGUUCCUGCCUCCUCCUCCUCUGGCUGGCUCUGCAGCUGUUGGAAAAAUCACUUAACUGCUUUCCAGUUGGAAAAUGGGAGUGAUCCUUAAUUGCAAGGGGAUGUGAGGGUUCAGUGAUCAAGGUUUUACCCAGAGAACAGACAUGGUGAAAGAUGCCAUGGUGCUGCAGUGCAGCAGAGAGCACUGGGGACACAUUUUCCACGUCUUGCCAUGUCACCUCUGCAGAGCAUCCAAGAAGCUUGGUUAGAUGUGCAGAGAGGAAGCCUCCCCAGAUGCACACACUCAAGACAACUGUAAAGGAUGGUGCAAGCUGCAAAUGAGAAAGGGAUCCUGUCUCUUUAGGCUCAGUGAAGGAUUUCUGUCACUGUCUGAAGCUGGCUUGGGGUUUUUUGUCUGAACCCUGUGAAGAACUCCCACUUAACUGUUUUCAAGGAAGCUGUGUUUGAACGAUGUGACUGGGCUGGGGAAUAACCAAGGAAGCCAUAGCAGAGAGAACAGUGUUCUUACAGACUGAGAAGAUUGUGACUGGUGGGGGAACUUUGAGUUGGAUGCUCUUAAACCUUUACUUCUACAUUCCAAAGGCAUCCAAGACAACUACUCCUCUUCUUUCUUUUACAAUGUUGUAUUUGUCCAGAGGAUGCUGCUGAAGCUUUCUGAGUUGGAAACAGAUUUGGUGGCAUAGGCACUCAGAUAUCUUUUGUGAGCCUCUUCUGCCUGGACAUGGCAUGUUUCCCAGUCAGCAGUGCUUGGAGUGCACGGGAUGCUCUCUGAGUAGGAUGGAUUCCACCUGAAAAGAUGAUACACCCAUCAGGUUAUACCUGGAUUUUUAAUCCAAACUCAGAGGCUCACAUUUCCUAUCCCUGUAUAUUAAGCCAUUUUUAUGUCAUUGUGAAAUGUCACUAAGGUAGCACUUUACCAUUUGCUUGGCUUCAGUAUCAGAUUGUUGGUAGUAAGGCAGGGGGGAAAAAGAGGUGAUGGCAAUGGUCAAGCUCUUUCCUGCACGCCCAGUCUGCACUAUGAUGACCACAGUCCACUAGCUGCAUGUUAGCUCUAAGCAUCAUUUGUGCCACUUGGGAGGUGGUUCCUUCUCAACUAACCCUCUUUAAAAGUAUCUCAGCUGUCUUUCCCUAACCAGACUGCUACGUGUGCAUGAGAGACCUGCUGAAACAGUUCCCAUUCUCUCCAGUGGGAGACACAGGAAAAUGCAAUAACCAAGUUAAGCAUUUAGCAUUUUAUGCUUCCAAAAGUUCUUGGCUGCAGGGCUGCAAAGCUCAGUAGUGCUCAUGUUCUUGUUUCCUCAACUAAGGAGUCUGUCAUUACAUUCAGCUGACUUGUGAACAAGCAUAAAGAAGGGGUUUGCUACUGCUGUGGAAAUCAGUAAGAUCAAUACAGUUCCACUGCUACUGUUGUGGAAAUCAGUGAGAUCAAUAUAGGUCCACUGCUAGUGAUGUGGAAAUCAGUGAGAUCAAUACAGUUCCACUGCUACUGAUGUGGAAAUCAGUGAGAUCAAUAUAGGUCCACUGCUACUGAUGUGGAAAUCAGUGAGAUCAAUACAGUUCCACUGCUACUGAUGUGGAAAUCAGUGAGAUCAAUAUAGGUCCACUGCUACUGAUGUGGAAAUCAGUGAGAUCAAUAUAGUUCCACUGUCCUAAGCUGUAACUGCAUGAACACCACAAAUCAGCAUGCUAAGGGCAGAUGUACCUAUUCUGCAGCCAUUGCCCGCAGCCCCUGUCUGACUUGCUGCUAAACCAGCACAAUGUACCUGGGACUGUACUGUUAGGAAGCACUGGCUAGGCUGGAAGCCCUCAGAACCAUUAAACCUAGCAAGUGUUGUGAAUUCUCAGGCUUGUUCAUAGGAUUUUGUGGCCAAAUUCCAGCUUGAGUCACCACAUUCUUCUAGUUGUAAUUGCUUUUGGAAGAACUCUUUUUUUGCUCCCAUCCCUGAGUUGAAUUGUAAAGCAUGAGUAAUCUGUUACUGACAAAGCAAAGCAACUCCUGUGUGAAUCUUGCUUCUGACAUGAGUUUGCCAGGCAGCUGAAUAUUCACUGUGUCAGCUGGUCAUGAUUUACACAGGUGACAUGAUUAGGAUCUGUAAAAUACCACACAUGAACCCUGUCUGUGCCGUCUGUACCAUACAUGAACAAGUCUGUGCCUUGAAAGAGGUAUGCCACUGCUGAAUUGAUGAUAUCAGAACUUUUGGGUACCAUCAACACUAUUUCUUUUUAGUCCAAACCUCUUAGAGUAGAAUUUAAGUGGUCUGAAAGAGGAGUUGUUUGUGUCAGGACUAAAAUAAUACUUACUUGUAUUAAUUUA